AUGCUCCCUCAUCAACAGCGCAAGCUCAGCUACUGUGGCUACGAUCGGAAGGCGCCGGAUCGAUGCAUGGGCGAGGAGCGCUACCGGCUGGUCGUGCUCGGCUCCGCCAAGGUUGGCAAGACGUCACUGAUACGGCAGUACCUCUACCACGAGUUCUCCGAGAAGUACAAGGAGACGAUCGAGGAUUUGCAUUCCAGGCAGUUCAGGAUUCAGGGAAUCCCCCUCCCUCUCGACAUCUUGGACACCAACUUCAACUUCCCGGAUAUGAGACGGUUGGCCAUAUCGACAGCUUCCGCUUUUUUGCUGGUAUUCUCGGUAGAUGAUGUGCAGACGUUCAAGGAGAUGUCCGAUCUGUGGCAAGAGAUCUGCGAUCGGCGUCCGGAUAUUGCACUCCUGCCUACCGUAGUCGUUGGGAACAAGUGCGAUUUGGGGUCGAAGAAGAUAUUCGAAGCUACCGCUACUGCUUUUACAAAGCGUUUGAGUGGAGAUGUACGAUAUUUAGAGGUCUCGGCCAAGAACAACCUCCGUGUCGUCGACAUUUUUCGGCAACUCCUGGAAAUUUCCGGAUUUCCCAGAUGCAAGGGUAUUAACCUUCCCACUCCUCUCAAGGCUUCCGGUGGACGGCUUGAAGACCUCGGUGAGGAGUCGAAGGAAGGUUCUCCGAUUUUGAGAAGAUAUAACACAACGAGGGAACGGCCGACGAAUCGGCAAAUCUUCAUGCACAAGGAAGCGUUCAAGGAAAACGAGGUCCAGGCCAAGGAAAGUCCACCGUUGAACCACCAAGCUUCCCAUCCACUACUCUCCCUUUCCGAACGAAUCCUUGGCCACAACGACCUGAAGCGGAAUCGAUCGUUAAGGAUGAAAUCGCCACGUCGUGAGAAGGACACCAUCGAAAAGAAAUCGUUGGAUGAUACCGAGACAAAGCCGCUGAGCCGCUCGGGGAGUCUGAUCCGCCGAACCAAACAUCUCAGCCUCAAGAUGCGCCGCCAUGGGGAUAAGCAGGAAAGCCCGCAAGUCGUUGACGAAAGCGAUUGCCGGAUACAG
This is a messenger RNA of Mesorhabditis spiculigera, 1044 nucleotides long. Lineage: Eukaryota; Metazoa; Nematoda; Chromadorea; Rhabditida; Rhabditidae. The record is from the annotation of a GenBank genome assembly.